CGCACUGUAGUUAAAAAGUUAUUUUUAUCAUGUAAAUUAAGUUAAAAAAACAUAACAAAGUGAAAUAGAACCACUACAAGAAUCACUUUUUUCUAAUCAAAUUCACUCGUUAGCAGCCGCAGUUCCCAGACUUCCCGACGUACGGCAAAUCAUUAGCAUAAGGGUCAAAGUUCAAGCAGUGUCCAGGAGCUACUUGUCACCCUCAUAUAACCACUGGGAUGUUAAUGUCUCCCCACCGUGGGGCAAACAGUAGCCACUGUAAAAACCCACCGUCACCUCUGACCCCUCUUCCCCUCGAGUCGCCGGUCUUUCCCGCUAUUGAUCCUUCAGAUUCCUCUGACGUUGCGGGUAAGUGUGACAAUCCUCUUCCAGAUAAAGGCAUUUGGGGAGUCAAUGCCUGCGACCCGGCCAGCGUGUGUGUCAAAACUCUCUGUAGCGAGAGGGCCGCUCUAUCGUUAAAGUCAUUCGUGCGCGGUUCAAAGGUUAAAACCAUUUCUUCCGAACAGAGAGGCAGGAGGGUCAACGGGAUGAAGGCAGGAACUCAGCAGUGACACAUAAAAGAGGCUGCAGAUACAAUGGAAGUGCUCACAGUGCUGCUCAUGCUCUUCGCAGUUUCUGGGUACUCACAAGUGUUGCAACCUGGACUGCAAGCCAGCCAGAUAGCUGGGAUGGAGAGACACCGUUGGUUUCAGCUGACGAAUGUUUCAAUACCAGUGGAAGCCAAAGGAAGUGAGGCAAGGAAAUCAGAGCAGGAAUCAAGGAGUGAGGGAUUGACCCCCGAGACAAACCCAGGGAAGAAGAGGACGGCUUUGGACGCAUUUUUUAAGAUGUUGAGAGAAGAAGCGAAAAGAGACGACAUUCAUGCAGCCGAUAUUGUGGCGGAUUUAGAUUCAGAUGAAGAAGUGGAGAGGAGAGAAGAGGGGGACCGUCUGGUUACGAAAUCAGAGAAAACUGAGUUAAACGAGGACACGGUAAAAACAAUCCCUACAGGAACGAUGAAAACACUCAACGAUCUAAAUGCUUCGGUUGAAGAUACACUGAAGCAUAAAAAAGUGGAAGAGGAAAGAGAGAGCAGGUUGGUUGCAGGAAUUAUUCUUCACCAAUCAACCCGAGGCGUUAAGAUGUUGACUGUAGAUCAAGAAAAGGUAGAAGAGAAAAGAGUAUUUAAAGAGAAUGAAGAUCACACAGCAGUUAGCGAUCUCACACCUCUUUUGAGCACAUCCUCUGCUCAGUUUGGGGAAGAAUUUGUGAUUCAAAGUAUCACUCAGACUCCAAAUCCUCCUGGUUCUCCUCCUCCAGUUCAUCGUCAUAAUGUCCCUCAAUCACAAUUCUCUUCGUUCCCUCCCUCCCAACACGCCAGAGUUAGUCCUCCCUUUUUCCCUCCAUCUGUCACGUCGCCCAAUCCCAGAACCAUCGAUCACAUCUCAGUCACAGCGGGGCUUCCUGGUGAGAUGCAUCAACUGGAAGCCAAAGCCGGCCCACGUUUGGAGAAUGACUUGGUCCAGAUGGUAUUGUUUGAGCCGGCAAGGAGGGAGCAACAAACCACCGUCGUUCAACCAGAGUAUAUGACCGAAUAUAUCCCCACGGAGCAAGUGGCAACGCCGAAACCCAACGAAGCAACGCUUAGAACCAAAGAGGAAAAUCCUAUGCAGAAAUUAAAUAAGAGUAAUCCCGCUGUGGAGCUAGAACCAGACGCAACUCAGCCCAAAACGGUUGAGCUGAUAGAAAACAACACUAAAACAGUGAGGCGGGACAGAGGAUCUCAUCUUCAACCACGACUGACCAAACCUUCAGCAACACCGCAGCAGACGAUGGCAAAAACACCUCCAACGAGGCCAACAAAACUCAACAAAAGUAGUCAACAUAAGCCCAGUAAGAAGACCAAGAAAAGGAAAAAGGACAACAAAACACAAAAGCCCUCGGAGAAGAAAAAGGUCAUCAAGCCAACGCACUUUCCUUACUUUAAGGAUAACUACUGUCCUCCUGACUGCGCCUGCUUUGGACGAGUGGUCCAGUGCUCAGACAAAGCCGUGGACAAGAUUCCUUACGGCAUUCCCUAUAAUGCCCGUUACAUCCUCCUCAUGAACAACCUCAUCGACAGCAUCCAGCUGGACCUGCUCAAAGAAUACGUCUCCAUGGAGUUCCUGGUGCUGAGCAACAACCGGCUCACGGUGGGUACCGUUGAGGGGGCCUUCGAGGGGGUCCCGGCUCUGAAGCGCCUCUACCUGGAUAGGAACCUCCUGGACGCCGUGCCGACGGAUCUUCCAGCUUCUCUGGAGGAGCUUCGUCUGGACAACAACCGUCUGAGCGUGAUGUCCGAAGCCGCCUGGGCCCGCUGCCCCGGCCUCUUGGUUUUGAGCCUGAGCAACAACAGCCUGGGCAACGGAUCUGAAUCUCUUCCCGCCGCAGUGCUCUCUCCUUUGUACAAGCUGCGCACGCUGAACCUGGACCACAACCAGUUGACAUCCGUGCCUCUGGGUUUGCCCCUGUCCAUCAAGGAGCUGUACCUCAAAGGGAACCUCAUUGAGGACUUCAGGAGAGGAGCCUUCAAUGGGAUAUCAGAGCUGGUGGUGUUAGAUUUGAGUACCAACAGACUGACAAGCAAGGGCCUUCUCAGGGAGUCCCUCCUCAAUGCAACUCACUUGGAAAGCCUCAACUUAGAGGGGAACCGACUAAAAAAAGUGCCACGACAUCUUCCCCGCUCACUGAAAACUCUAAAUCUGGAAGGCAAUCUCAUAUCUUCCGUCAAGAAAGCGGCUUUUGGCACCUUGAAAAACCUCGAGCACUUGGGCUUAGCAAGAAAUAAAAUCUUCAAAGUGGCUCCGGGGGCAUUCCGGACGUUGCCUGUACUGCACCAGCUAGACCUGUGCCACAACAGCUUGCGCCACGUGCCCAGACAGCUGCCGGAGGCUCUGCGCACGGUAGCACUCAACCACAACAGGAUUAAAUCAGUGCCUCGGGAUGCUUUCUGCUGGGGCAAUAAAAGUGUGAGUCUCAGCGGGCUUGUGCGAGUGCAGUUGGAACACAAUUUAAUCGACGUGGGCAAGUUGGAUGCACAGGCUUUCAGGUGCUUACGGGGAUUCCAGGUGGUGCACUUCUACUGAACCGGCAAAAGAUAGAAACAAACGAUACUGCUGCUAGUUUGCCUGAUAUCAGGCAGAAUUGUCUGAUAUCUGGUAAAGGUUGUCAUGUUAAAUUCAUAACUUUUAUUUUGCAGCCAAAAUGCCAACGAGAGACCAAGAGUGAACGAUUCGUAGAUGUCGGGGUAAUUUAAGCAGAGUCUCAACCAGACGUCUAAACAGAUUUAACAAGAUUUAAAGUGAUACUCAGGGCUUUCGAUUGAUUUAGAACCGUCUUGAUGAGGUCCGUAGUCAUCAUUAUUAUAAAUAUUACUCUGAUGACAGAGACUUGACAUUAACGUUGCUCCCACACGCUCUGCCACUAUAUUUUAAUUUAAUGAUAUAAAUGUAAUGAAUAUGCUCAUAAUAAGACAUGGAUGAUGUAACAAGUCUGGUAUUUUUACAGAUGAGUUUCAGAUAUCUUUAUUGUUUCAGUCUCCGUGGUUACAGUAGCGGAUUCCGCUCCCACUUUGGCAAAACAAUUGAUAUGUGAAUGUCUGAGGCAAUUUUCACACAGCGAAAUCUGUACCGCGUUGUAAGUUAGAAAAUACACAUAAGCAAUAUAUCUAUAGACACCUUCAUAGCUUACAUGCUGUUGAUUUUAUGUAAAAUGAGACUUCCUUAUAACUUAUAUGUACAAACAAGUUGAACUGUUGUUCCUAGAAGUUCCUAAAAUGUGCCACUCAUCUGAGUGGUACGGUUCCCUUUCUGAGCUAUUCCUGUGAAUAUAAAUAAUAAAGAUGUUUCUAAACAA
This is a messenger RNA of Gasterosteus aculeatus aculeatus (three-spined stickleback), 3873 nucleotides long. RefSeq lists its product as uncharacterized. The record is from RefSeq and is a predicted model, not a curated record. NCBI's taxonomy places the organism in Eukaryota, Metazoa, Chordata, Actinopteri, Perciformes, Gasterosteidae. Gene Ontology annotation, molecular function: protein binding.